Messenger RNA from Pocillopora verrucosa, 1023 nucleotides. NCBI's taxonomy places the organism in Eukaryota, Metazoa, Cnidaria, Anthozoa, Scleractinia, Pocilloporidae. The record is from RefSeq and is a predicted model, not a curated record.
UCGAGAGUGGAAUUGAUAAAAACCAGGUGACCGUGAGGAAGUUCAUGCAAAGUAAAGAGGGAUUGAAAGAAUUAUUUUGUGAAGUUGAUCUUUGCAUCAUGCCCUCUAGAACAGAGGGUUUUGGUUUGACAGCGUUGGAGGCAUUGUCUGCCGGUCUUCCCAUUCUUGUCAGUAAAAACUCAGGAUUUGGUGAAGCACUGUGCUCUUUACCAUCGGGCAAAUCAUUCGUGGUGGAGUCUGAGGACCCCAAGGAGUGGGCAGAGGCAAUUUUUGGUGUCCGACAGAAGGAAAGAUCAGUUCGACUUCGAGAUAUUCAGCAGCUGAGGAGUUCAUAUGAAGAGAAGUUUAGCUGGGAGAAACAGUGUGGCCGUCUUGUGGACAAGAUGUUCGACAUAGUUCAUGCUUCCAAAAGACAAGACACAAGUUUCAGAGCUCGGCAGGUCGAAGUUGUUGAUACGUCAACCGAACAACUAACAGUGGAUUCAUUACUGAAUCCAAGUUCUCUUGACCGAAUCAUCCAGGAACUUCGGCAGAUGCAACUUGAUGCAAGCAGAGUCAAGAGCAGAACAGAUCUAUCAUUGGGGCUGAGGAAUAUUGCAUCAGACAGGGGCUUCAGAAUAUCUGACAAUGAAGGAUUAGGAAACUGCAUGUUCUAUGCCUUGUCCGAACAACUGGAAAUUGUUAAGGGAAUCAAAAUCCCACAUGGCGAAUUAAGACAAAACUUGGUUCAGUACCUCAGGAGCAACCCAAAACUUCCGGAUGGAACAGAUCUGUUUCACUUUGUCCAUGGACAUCAAACAUGGACUGAGUACCUUGAACAAAUGGAACAAGAUGGCACUUGGGGUGAUCACGUGAUUCUGUGUGCCGCAGCGAACCACUUUAAAACGUGCAUUCGUGUGGUCAGCAGUCUAUCCCAUGGCAAUGAUGUAAUCAUUAUGCCACAUUGUGCCGUUGACGAAAGCAAACCUCUUGUGCUGGGACAUAUUCAUGAGGUGCACUAUGUCAGCCUUCAACCCGUGCAAG